Molecule: messenger RNA, 1618 nt
Organism: Tilletiopsis washingtonensis
Lineage: Eukaryota; Fungi; Basidiomycota; Exobasidiomycetes; Entylomatales
Exons: 3
Coding region: 101-1531 (476 amino acids)
Biological process (GO): mRNA splicing, via spliceosome
Cellular component (GO): U2-type spliceosomal complex
Source: RefSeq, a predicted model, not a curated record
CUCCACCACAACCCUCCAACGCAGCCGCACGCCGCUGCUUCCAACUGCCUUCACACACAACACUCCUCCCUCUUCGCACGCCAGCGCGGCUCUCGGCAUCAUGGGUGGCGGCGAUCUCAACAUGAAGAAGUCGUGGCAUCCCCUGCUGCACACCAACCGCGAGAAGGUGUGGAAGCAGGAAAAGGCCGCGCUUGAGGAGCGGCGCAAGGUCGAGGAGCUGCGCCGCGAGCGCGACCAGGAGCGCGAGAUGCAGGAGCUGCAGCGCAUCCAGGAGGCGGCGGGAGGCAAGAAGCGCAGCGAGAAGCUCGAGUGGAUGUAUGCCACGCCGGCGACGGGCGCAGGUCCGAGCGCCAACGAGCUCGAGGACUACCUGCUGGGCAAGAAGCGCAUCGACAAGCUGCUGCAGCAGGACGAGACGGCAAAGGUCUCGGCAAGCGACACCACCGGCCCCAUCGCGCAGCAAAACGCCAAUACGGCGCGCGACCUGGCGGCAAAGGUGCGCCAGGAUCCGAUGAUGGCCAUCAAGGCGCAAGAAGCGGCGGCGUAUCAGGCGCUGCUGAAGGAUCCGGCGCGCCUCAAGGCACUGAGAGCACAGCGCGAGAGGGAGCAAGGCGGCGGCAAGGAAGAGACAAAGGAGGAGAGAAGACGGAGAAAGGAGGAGAAGAGGAGAAGACGGGAGGAGGAGAAGUAUGGCUCUUCCUCUUCGCGCCCUCGCGAGGGUGCAUCGUCGUCGCGCCAUGACGACCGCAGCGAGCGCAACGAACGACACUCGUACUCACGCCGAGACGACUACGAAUCCGAGCGCGAUCGCCACGCGCGUCGUAGCGGCGACAGCGAGCGUGGCGAGUCCACGUCGCGCCGGCGCGACUCGCGCGAGUACUCUCCUUCGCGCACCGCCCGUCGCUCGCCGUCGCCCGCGCGCUAUCGCAGCGAGGAGCGCCAACGAGAGCGCUCGCCUGCACGUCGGCACUACAAUGAUGAACGCGAGCUUUCUCGACACUCUCCGCCCCCUCGUCGCCACGACGACGAGCGCCGCGCUGCGCCGCCGCCGCCGCCGCGCGAGGGGCGCGAGGAGCGCUACGCCGGCAAUAGCAGCAGUGGCUAUGCUGCGCACGGCGGCGGCCACAACAACGGCUACCACAAUGGUGGCCGCGCUGCUGCCUACGCUCCUCGCGGCGGCGGCGCACACGUCGAGCGUCGGGCCUACGUCGCGCCGGCGCCUGCAACCCGUGUACAAGACAGCGCCGCCGAGCGCGAGGCCAAACUGGCCGCCAUGGCGUCGAACGCGACGGCGCUGUCGGCGGAGCGCAGUGCCUACCUGGCGCGCGUCGAGGCCGAAGAGUCGGCCGAGGCGGCGCACGAAGAGGCGCUGCGCGCCAAGCUGGCGGCGCAGCGAGGCAAGAGCGGCGAGGGCAAGGGCAGCUUCUUGAUGGCGCAGCAGCGCAGGACCUUUGGCGUCGACGGCGAGGCGGAUCUGGGAGAGAGGAUGAAGAGAGGCAGAGAGGGACUGCAGCGCAUGGCGGCGGACUAGGCAGCGAGCAGAGAGACCCUCAAGCAUGGCGAGGGAAAGGGAGGAAAAGGAGUGGGGAGGGGGGAGCAAUGUCACACGUGUCUAGCG